Molecule: messenger RNA, 595 nt
Organism: Strongylocentrotus purpuratus (purple sea urchin)
Lineage: Eukaryota; Metazoa; Echinodermata; Echinoidea; Camarodonta; Strongylocentrotidae
Exons: 3
Coding region: 1-429 (142 amino acids)
Molecular function (GO): protein binding
Source: RefSeq, a predicted model, not a curated record
AUGGAGUUUGUAUUGACUGACUUGGAACCAGGAACAGAAUACAAUAUCAGUGUGUCUACCGUCAGAGAAGGUCCCGGCGGAGAAGGACCAAGAAGUCCACUUCUGACUGUUACGACUCCUACCCUCGAGUGUCAGCACCUGAGGAAAACUAGUGCUGUUUGGAUGGCUUUAUUCGUGAUAUCGUUCUCGGGGAUCAUCAUACUUCUUGCUAUUGCCAUGGUGAUUGUAGGCAAGCGGAAGCAGAAGAAGGCAGAACUGUCUCGUGUACGUGUUGACCCAGAAGGAGCAGGCGAUCCACAGAACCCUGAUUACGAGCUACCUCAACCCAGUGUAGUUAGGCAACAUGCCUACCAGGGCCUCAGAAGAUCAAGGAUCAGCGACAGCAUAGAAGUGGAUUACGAUGACACCGCUGAUCCAGAGAAAUUGUAAUACUUAUAUAUGUCAUCUGGAGUUCGAAAGUAGUUAUUAAGUCUGCACGGGAGGCGUCAUGUAUUGACUUAGGACUGCGUUAACGACACGCAUGACCUUUGACACGCAAUAAGUGACUUUGCACAAGGAAUGGAUGUAGAGCUAGUAUCACAUUGGGCUGCAACAG